CUACAUGUCGCAGAACGUACCUGAUGAAGCUUAAAAUUGUAGUGGAUUUUUUCAGAAAGCUCCCUUCACUUGAAUUGCAUUCAAAUUGCUUAUAAAUGGGAAAAAUGAAGACGAUAAAAUGUGUGGGUUAUUGAAGGUAUUCAGGAAACAAUCCUGACAAAGAUAUCCUUCCGACGCCGGUGAAAAGAAUCUAUUCAAUAUUUGGCACCUUGCUUCAUAUUGGAAAACAUUUUCCGCACACUUGACAUAAAUUGAGAUGGCGUCUGAGCAACCUAAACGUCAAGAAAAUGAUCCGAAGGAAAUCAAUCCUUUCCAAGUGCAAGAAGAGGCAAAAGAGGCAGCUAAGGAAGCGUUUGCAGCCCAGCAGCAAGCAGAAGAGGUAAUCAAGCAAGCUUAUGCUAAUCAAGUAGAAGCUCGAGAGAAAACUCAAAGGGCUGCGCAGCAAGUUCUUGCACAGCAGGAAAGUGGAAAGCAAGCUGCAACUGUUGCUGCUCGGGAGGCGACUGCAGCAAUCGUUGAAGAGCAGAAAGCUGCUGCCCAGAAGCAGAUAGAUCAAACUGCUCUGACAGCACAAAUGUUGGGCGCUCAAACAGCCCAGCAAUCCAUGGCCUCAUCUCAAAUGGCUGCUAAUAAAGGGUUUUCUCAGGGAAAUGUGCCUUCUUUCCAACAGCCUACAGGCAUCACUGCAGACCAACAAGAGUUGCUAGGACUUGCCAAUCAGAUGGCUUCAGCUGCUGCAACUCGAAUGUACACUGCUCAUACUUUAGCAUCUACCACUCAAGAUCCACAAGCUCUAAUGGCUGCCAAAAGUCAAGCAGAUGUAGCUCAGAAUCAAAUGGCUGAAGCACAAAGAAUAUCUCAAGCGGCACAGACCCCUGCAACUGCAAUGCAAGCUCUUGCUAGCAUUAGGCAAUCUUCUCUGCAAACAAACCAACAACUACUCUCAGGGACAGGCUCCCAAUCCACCGAAACCAUGCAGAUGUAAUGUUGUUGUCUGAUAAGUAAUGUAUAAUGGAUUGACUGAUGUAAUAAGACUCUGUACUUAUUGAGGUACUGUAGAAGAUGAUAGUAUAAGCUUCCUGACCAUUCAUCUACAUGUGCAUAACUUAUUGUAUAGUGCAUAAUUGGUUCUUUUAACUGUUAUCCAAUUACAAAUUAUGGUA
This is a messenger RNA of Cryptomeria japonica (Japanese cedar), 1163 nucleotides long. RefSeq lists its product as uncharacterized. Lineage: Eukaryota; Viridiplantae; Streptophyta; Pinopsida; Cupressales; Cupressaceae. Bases 257 to 985 code for a protein of 242 amino acids. The record is from RefSeq and is a predicted model, not a curated record. The transcript is spliced from 5 exons.